AGCCCUUUUUAACCCAAAUCCACAAAGUGCUUGAUAUCUGGCAUUGUGUUAAGUGUGGUGUCAUUGUACGAGGAGACCGAACGCUGUCUAACAUUGGUCUCCGUGAUCUAAAGUGUCAAGUUAGGGGGGCCAGACAGACCGCAGCGGCAAAGUAAGCAGCCUAGCGAGUGCUACGGAGAAACUCAGGCCCAGGAAAUGUAGUAGCGGUGAACACAGCAAGGUCCUGCUUUUGGCCGCGCCCCGGUCCUUACUCUGCGUCUGUCGCACCAGGCGAAAAAUAUCGGAGCGCUUAGUUGUCUAAGAUGUAAGGUGCCUGAGCGCUGCUCUUUGUCGCUCUACGUACGUCAGAUGCAUUGAAAAACCGUGCAUUGUGCAUUAUCAACGUAUUGUCUUAAAGUAAGACCGUCCGUUACUGAUAGUGCCCCACACCGCACUCUUUGAUAUACAAUUUAAGGGCAUCUGUCGUUUAAACACUCAUGUAGGUUUAGAAAAUCAAUAAUGUUGGAAAAAUGGCACGAUCUUUCAUAAGCACUGACUUAGUUGGUUCAAUUCUGGCAUGUGGAAACGAUCCAGAACGGGCGGGGUGUGCGCCCAGUGCACCCAGCUCGGGGACUGCCGUGGUGGUGGAAAACACAACCUGGACCGGGUUAUCGGACAUUGCCUGAACUCACUAGGAAGUGAGCAUACACCAGAAGAAAACACCCAAUAUUAAAAAUUUCGGAACAACCUAGUGAAAAAGCGUGUACUAUCCUUUUUGAUCUUUAAUGGAAAUGCCGCAUGGCCAUAGAUGACUUUCAUCGUUCAUGGAUUCUACUUCCCUUAGUAAUUGUUUAGGAGUGCUAGAUCGAACUCGAAUCAACAGCGAAUUUUAGGUGAAAAACCACGGGCGCGCCACUAUUCUAGAGUAUGAAGUUAUGCAUAAUGUGGCAUAAAACUCUUCCGAUAUUGGUGUGAAAACUUAUACAGAGAAAGAACAACGUGUUAUACUUGAGAUAUUGUCAUAAGCAAAUGGUAUCCGCAAACCGGUAGCCCAGAUAUAGAACUUGUGAAGCAAAAAACAGUGAUGGAUACAGUGAAAAGAUCCAUUUAAUAAACGCGGUGGGAUAAUAAUAAUAAUGCGUUUGGCGUGGAAUAUGUUUGUGACAAGCGCGGCUAGGCAAGCCAUUAAGCAGCACUCGCGUUCGAUUAGAGGUACUUCUACUGUACUGAAAUUGGCUGCUCCAAUUCGCACUGCUGUUUAUAUUGUAACUACUGAUUUGCGCUUCGGUUUGAGGUUCAUCCUGAUCGCAAAUGGUAGUACGUUUCGUCGUGUACCCGUGCUUCAUACUUGUGAGCUGCAAGGCUGCCCUUUUGUCCGACUCUACGCGUUCAGUGAACGCCUGAGCCAGAUUCACCCACAACAGGCCAGCGCGUUCCGCCGGCACGAGCAAAUCGGCGUGUUGUUUUUCUGCUAGGAAUAAAUCGCCCAACUUUAUCCAAUCGACGACAUUUUCCAGAUCGUCCGUUCUAGCUCGGUAGUUUGUCAGCAUGUGGCACUUGCGGUGAGCUUGAAGUCAGUGUUAAAAUUAGGAGCUAAAAGGCUCUCUUAAUUUUGCCCGUCGAUUGGCUGACGACUUUACAGUUGGGCGUCUCACAAUCAGAUGUUGAGGAUGCGGAGUACGCAAACAACUGUUUUCUCUGCAGGCCUAGCAUGGCCGGGGCCAAGGCUGGCCGGUCAGCGAUCGUUCCAAGCGUCCAUUCCUCUACUGCUCAUUGUUAUGUGUACCCUGCAUUCGCCUCAGAAUACAGUGAGGGCCUCCGAUGAUGAAGAGAGACUGGUGCGAGACCUCUUUCGCGACUACAACAAACUUAUACGGCCCGUGGAGGUUCUCAAUAUGACUGUGGAAGUGGAAUUCGGCCUCUCCUUUAUUCAACUUAUCAACGUGAAUGAGAAAAAUCAAAUUAUGACUUCUAAUGUCUGGUUACAGCUGAAAUGGUCAGACUACCAGCUCCGUUGGGACGAGGCUGACUACGGCGGUAUUUCAGUACUUCGUCUGCCCCCGGACAAAGUGUGGAAACCUGAUAUUGUUCUAUUUAACAACGCGGAUGGCAACUACGAAGUGCGCUAUAAAUCCAACAUACUUAUUUACCCCACUGGGCAAAUCAUGUGGGUGCCUCCAGCCAUCUACCAAAGUUCAUGUACGAUCGAUGUGACGUACUUCCCUUUCGAUCAGCAAAAAUGCGUCAUGAAAUUCGGCUCGUGGACCUACAAUGGUGACCAAGUGUCCUUAAAGCUCGAGCAGGACAACUUCUGGGUUGACUUAUCGGAUUACUGGAAAUCUGGCACGUGGGAUAUUGUCGAAGUGCCAGCAUUCCUCAAUGUACACGACAACCGCAAAAGCGGCAAACCGACGGAAACCGAUAUUUCCUUCUAUAUAACAAUCCGACGAAAAACUCUCUUCUAUACGGUAAAUUUGAUCCUGCCUACCGUACUCAUCUCUUUCCUUUGCAUCCUUGUGUUCUACUUACCGGCUGAGGCAGGCGAGAAAGUUACCCUGGGCAUUUCCAUCUUGCUGUCACUUGUCGUGUUUCUUCUGCUUGUAUCAAAGAUCCUACCGCCCACGUCACUGGUGUUACCACUGAUUGCCAAGUACCUGUUGUUCACGUUUCUUAUGAACACCAUGUCAAUAUUGGUGACCGUAAUCAUCAUAAACUGGAACUUCCGCGGGCCACGGACGCACAGAAUGCCGAACUGGAUAAGAGUCCUAUUUCUUAAGUACCUGCCAACAAUACUCUUUAUGAAGAGGCCCAGCAAGACCAGAUUAAGGUGGAUGAUGGAGAUGCCAGGUUUAGGUGUGCAUCACCAUCAUUUUCACCCUCCGUGCUCUGACAAGGCAAAUAAAAUGUCUGAUUUUGUUGAGUUAGCUGAUGUGGCCCAUUCUGCUGUAGGCCACUACCCAAACUGUACGCAAAGUCGAGCGAAAAACGAUGAUGAAGUGCCACCGCAUGUUGGUCAUGGUCCGCAUAUGAAUGUCGCCAAUAAUCGUAGGGACUCGGACUCAACCGACGUACUUUACCUGAGCCCAGAGGCCUAUCGGGCUACUGAAGCUAUAGAGUUUAUUGCUGAACACCUACGAUGCGAGGAUGAAUACAUUCAGAUCCGGGAGGACUGGAAAUACGUAGCCAUGGUAAUCGACCGUCUGCAGCUUUACAUCUUUUUUGCAGUAACUGCAGCAGGCACAAUGGGUAUUCUGCUUGACGCACCACACAUUUUCCAAGCUGAACUGGAAAUAAGAACGAUGAGAAGUGGAAGGCAUGGCACAGAGGUGCAUGGCACAACAAUCGACUAUUCGAAUGAUGGCGACAAGGGUAGCGGGUGCGGCUGGACGAUGCAUCGACGGCGGCUCGAAUACUACUUACCCACUUCAGUAGAAUAGAAACACAACAGCGUACUGUUAUCAACAUGAUUUCACGUAUAAGUAUUCAUUUGUGUAAUAAUAAACUAGAAUAGAGGUACUAUUACUACCAACUAAUAGUAAUUAUUAUGGUAACAUUACUACGGAUGAUACAGUAGUAUAUCUAUAUCGCACAGCGCCUGAUACUGAAGUUGAAUGAAACAGUAUAGAAAUUAUUAUA
Molecule: messenger RNA, 3615 nt
Organism: Varroa destructor (honeybee mite)
Lineage: Eukaryota; Metazoa; Arthropoda; Arachnida; Mesostigmata; Varroidae
Gene: nAChRbeta1
Product: nicotinic acetylcholine receptor beta1
Biological process (GO): monoatomic ion transmembrane transport
Cellular component (GO): postsynaptic membrane
Molecular function (GO): transmembrane signaling receptor activity; acetylcholine-gated monoatomic cation-selective channel activity
Source: RefSeq, a predicted model, not a curated record